This is a messenger RNA of Venustampulla echinocandica, 654 nucleotides long. Its product is annotated as Acyl-CoA N-acyltransferases (Nat). The transcript has a single exon. The record is from RefSeq and is a predicted model, not a curated record. Bases 1 to 654 code for a protein of 217 amino acids. Lineage: Eukaryota; Fungi; Ascomycota; Leotiomycetes; Helotiales; Pleuroascaceae. Gene Ontology annotation, molecular function: acyltransferase activity, transferring groups other than amino-acyl groups.
AUGGCUGCAAUGGCAAUGGACGGCCUCUUCCGAUCUGCUCGUCUGAUCUACCGAACUGUCGAAGAUACUCCCGAAGAUGAAGCCUUCAUGCACACCAUCCAAUCCGACGUCGACGCCAUGGCAAACUCGGACUCUGGUCUCCUGAAGCCUAUGACCCUGCAAGACAGCCGGAAACACAAAGACUACGUUGCAAAUAAAACGCUUCUGGGAGUCAUUAUCUGCCUUGCGCCGCCAGCGGCGCGCGCUGGAACCCCAAGUCUUGCGGCUCCGAUAGCACCGGUUCCGAUUGGCAGCAUCUACCUCACGGCCCCGAAGCCUGGUGAGGCACAUCACCGCCAUAGCUAUAUUAGCAUUGAUAUCAUUGCGGCGUAUCAGCGCAAGGGCUAUGGAAGUGAGGCCAUAGAUUGGGUUAUGGAUUGGGGCUUUAGGAUCGCAGGACUACACCGGAUUGGAAUUGAGGCAUUUUCGUAUAACCAAGGCGCAAGAGAGCUCUAUGAGCGCUUGGGGUUCGUGUAUGAGGGCUGCAAGAGGGAGCUUCUGUGGUUCAAUGGAGGAUGGCACGACUUUCUUUCUUUCUCGAUUCUGGAUCAUGAGUGGAAAGCGAGGCAGGAGAGAAAGCUGGCGACUGUUUCUAAGGAUACCAAGAAGGAAUGA